AUGAGAUUAGGACAUCUGAGUUUGCUGGCCUUGGCUCCCUUGAGCGUGGCUCGAGAGCUUUCCCUAAUUGCAAGGCAAACAACAUCCGGUCAACAAGUGAGCUUGGGAGCUUUCGACUAUGACGAGCAAGCAAACACCGUUGCAAGAGUUAGUGGGACUCCGGGGAAUCUACAAAUACAGGGAGCCGUUUGCGUCGACGCAUCUUUUGACCAAGGAGCAGUCGAAUUUCCUUGUUUCUCAUUUUUAGAGCUGCAAGAUCCGUUACAUUACUCUCUUAUUCUAGAAUUGCAUGAUAAGGAAAUAAGUAAGCUUUCUUUGGUCUACGAUCCAGAAGUGGAUGGUGUAACUCCCGCCAUCAGGCGACCAGAAGCUGGACCAGAGGCGCCAGCCAUCAAGCUAAAGAAGAUCACGAAGACCUACCGGGAUAAAAGAGCGGCUAAAAACGCUGCCACAGCUCAAUAUGAGGACAAUGAAGAAGUAGAUACCAGAUCAUGGAUGCAGAAGAAUUGGAAGAUGCUUGUGAUCGGACUUGUAGCAUACAAUAUAAUCGCUAUCACAGGAAGACAACAGCAAAGGCAAGAGUGA
This is a messenger RNA of Torulaspora globosa, 585 nucleotides long. It is a transcript of the gene EMC10, whose product is annotated as Emc10p. The transcript has a single exon. The coding region runs from base 1 to 585 and encodes 194 amino acids. The record is from RefSeq and is a predicted model, not a curated record. NCBI's taxonomy places the organism in Eukaryota, Fungi, Ascomycota, Saccharomycetes, Saccharomycetales, Saccharomycetaceae.